UAUAGACCGACCCUUUUAAUUAAUUGCCCAUAUGACGUGUCAAAAUAAGAAGUAAAUACCGUUACAAUCUUCCAGAUGUGUGUGUGUGUUGUAUUUAUAGAUUUAUUAUUAGCGAUAUAAAAUCAAUUAUUUUACGUGUACAUUCAUAACGAAAGCAGUCUAUUAUGUUUUUUCACUGAGAGAGAAAGUUAAUUGUUCACGCUCGGUCGGCUUUCGGUAGCAAAAUGCGUUAAUUUCUUAUUGCGAAAUGAGCAACGAGGAAGAGCACAGCUUAGAGUACAUUGAGGAUCCGUAUUUUAAUCCGAACGACAGUACCUCAACGCCUAGUUUAGAUGAACUAAGCGAUUGCGGCGAUCACGAGUACGACCUGUUUGAUUUGAGACAGCUUGAUUUUGACGAUUUAAAUGGAAAUUUACUAAACGACGAGUCGGUGAAUGUCGAAACAGAGUUUUUCAACGCGACUAGGGCGAAUGCGAUUAUACGGACGUUUUUUAAGAGGGCUUUCCAGCGACAGGUGCGGGUGACUUACUGCGAUUUAACUAAACCGUAUUUGGUCAAGUUGCCUAAGGAGGGUAAUUUUAGGAAGUAUUUAGAUAUUAGUGUGAGCGAGGAGGCGAUGAUUGCAGAAGGUGUUGCUCAGGAUGUGUCGCAUCUCUCCUUUGAAGAGCAGGAACAUCAAAGGUCCAUAUGGCGAGCAGAAUUGGCACAAGUUGAAGAUGAAAUUGCUACCUUGCGUACGGUGCUAGCAUCGAAGAUGAAGCGCAGUGCCGAGUUGAAGCGUAAUCUUGGUAUAACGGUCUGGAAAGAAAUUUCCGAUGACAUGAAUCAAGGCAUUAAAAAUGUAAAAGAAAGUAACGUUUAUCAAACCGUGGAACAAAAGGUGGGCCAAGUCACUAAAGCUGUAACCGAUGCUCCAAUCUAUCAAAAAACAUCCUCAGUGAUUGGUGGUAUCACCGGAAGCAUUUCAAACAAAUUAGGUCAAAUGAGACAUUCCGAUUCCUUCAAAUCGAUCGAGGAGAGAGUUGGGUCCGCAUAUGAAAACGUUAAGACCAAAGUAUCUUCGAGAUCAAGCUCAAUACAAAACUUGGAUGAUGCCGGUCGAUCGAGGUCUGGAUCAGUGGCCACAACCCCCAUUGCGGAGGAUAAACCAUUGGCAUAAGUGCCGUUUUUGCCUUUAUUGCUUUCUUCUUUUACAUAAUUCACUGUCUGUACCAUGUGAGGAACUCUUUUUAUAACAAUAUAUUUAAAAUAAGCCGCAUAGCUUUUGUACAGCGAAAUUGUAUGUAAAUUCUUUGGUCUUAUCAUAUUA
Molecule: messenger RNA, 1309 nt
Organism: Photinus pyralis (common eastern firefly)
Lineage: Eukaryota; Metazoa; Arthropoda; Insecta; Coleoptera; Lampyridae
Product: tumor protein D54
Exons: 5
Coding region: 248-1159 (303 amino acids)
Cellular component (GO): cytoplasm
Source: RefSeq, a predicted model, not a curated record